Molecule: messenger RNA, 459 nt
Organism: Opisthocomus hoazin
Lineage: Eukaryota; Metazoa; Chordata; Aves; Opisthocomiformes; Opisthocomidae
Source: RefSeq, a predicted model, not a curated record
GGUUUUGGUAGUCCAUCAGGUGAACACUGGCUGGGAAAUGAAUUUAUCUUUGCAAUAACAAGUCAGAGGCAAUAUUCUCUAAGAAUUGAGUUAAUGGACUGGGAAGGAAACCGGGCGUAUUCACAGUAUGACAGAUUUCACAUAGGAAAUGAAAAACAGAAUUACAGGCUUUAUUUAAAAGGUCACAGUGGAACAGCUGGGAAACAAAGUAGCCUGAUCUUACAUGGUGCUGAAUUCAGUACGAAAGAUGCUGACAAUGACAACUGUAUGUGUAAAUGUGCUCUCAUGUUGACUGGAGGGUGGUGGUUUGAUGCCUGCGGCCCUUCCAAUCUCAAUGGGAUGUUCUACACAGCUGGGCAAAACCAUGGAAAGCUCAAUGGCAUAAAGUGGCAUUAUUUCAAAGGCCCCAGCUACUCCUUACGCUCCACCACCAUGAUGAUUCGGCCCUUGGACUUUUAA